Molecule: messenger RNA, 849 nt
Organism: Lodderomyces beijingensis
Lineage: Eukaryota; Fungi; Ascomycota; Pichiomycetes; Serinales; Debaryomycetaceae
Source: the annotation of a GenBank genome assembly
AUGUCCAAAAAGAAGCAACUGAACCAAUACAUUCCAAAGUACAUUGUCUCGAAACCAUGGUAUCGAGAAGACCAGAAUGGGAAUGAAGCAAGCGGGAACGAGGACUAUUUGUCCCACCAUAGAAACGGCAAGGAAAUUGUCGAUCAUAGUGUAGCGCAAGCAGGACAGGGGAUCAGUGAUGACUUUGACGAAAGUGUGCGCAAGGAAUCCAAAUUUGAAAACUACGAUAGUAAGCGUGAUCGGUGGUACGGCUAUUCGACUGAAGAAUGGUUGGCCCAGGUCAAGAACUGGAGAUCAAAGCAUGGUGAUGACAUCGAUGGUGAUGGGGGCCGCAAUGAUGACUCCGAUGACACUGAUUACGAACUAGAACUACAGGAGUUGGGAAUCGAUAAAAGCGAAGUGGGGCGGAAUAUCAAAAAGGAUCCCAUGGAAAAGAUGUUGCGCGAUAGACAAGACGUGCCGACGUAUAUUGAAAACAUUAAUAGCCUGGCCAAUGGAAAGAUUAGAAUUGAAUAUGAUCCGAAAUCACGAUUAGCCAAGGAUUUAACCAAGGGGUUUCUCAACGACAGGAACAUGUUUGUCAAGAAGUUGGAUGGUGAAGCGCAAAAAUUGGAAAAGUUGCAAACUCUAGCUUGGGAGAUGGACAAGAAAGAUUUGGAAGCCAGAAAGACUGUACAAAUACAAGCAGGCCGUGAACAUUUACCAAACGGCUCGGACUUGAACUUGAGCAUCGAGGCCAGUCCCACGUUGUUGAUGAUGAAAGCCAGAAAGGAUGAAGAAGCUGCCAAGCAGAGUGCCAUUGCAAAACGAAGGAAAAUCCACGAAAUGUACUCGAGUGAUCUGAAAUGA